Messenger RNA from Melozone crissalis (California towhee), 1830 nucleotides. It is a transcript of the gene CASP9, whose product is annotated as caspase 9. Gene Ontology annotation, cellular component: cytoplasm. NCBI's taxonomy places the organism in Eukaryota, Metazoa, Chordata, Aves, Passeriformes, Passerellidae. Gene Ontology annotation, biological process: proteolysis; intrinsic apoptotic signaling pathway in response to DNA damage; regulation of apoptotic process. Bases 93 to 1355 code for a protein of 420 amino acids. The transcript has 10 exons. The record is from RefSeq and is a predicted model, not a curated record.
GCGGUGUGUCCGGGCAUUGCGCGGCGGUGUGUCCGGGCAUUGAGCGGCGGUCCCGGGCAGAGCACGGCUGCGGCAGCCCAGGCUCCGGGGCCAUGGAGGAGCAGCAGCGGCGGGCGCUGCGGCGCGGGCGGGCCCGGCUGGUGGCGGCGCUGCGGGUGGAGCCGCUCUGGGACCCGCUGGAGCAGCGCGGGCUCUUCACCCGGCCAAUGCUGGAGGAGCUGCAGAGCGCUGGCAGCCGAGCGGAGCAAGCCCGGCAGCUGAUCAUUGACCUGGAGACUCGAGGGAAGCAGGCUUUCCCUGCCUUCCUCUCCAUCCUGCGGGACACCAGGCAGGGCGACCUCGCUGAGAUGCUGAUCCAGGAGUGCGAAUCCCGGCCGGUGCCACCGCAGCUGCCAGACCUGCGGCCCGUGGAGCUGGAGCUGCGGGAGGAAAAACAGCGUAAAAAUGUGACCCCUCAUGAAUGUCUGUCUAUCCCAGUGCAAGCUGAGAGAGAAAGACCUCGAAUGCCUCCUGUGCCAGCCCGGGGUUCUGCUGUUGACAAGAGGAGGCGUGACCAGGAUUAUGAGAUGAAAGCAGAUCCCUGUGGACACUGCCUGAUCCUCAAUAACGUCAAUUUCUCCAGAGACUCGGGUCUGUCCACCCGAGAGGGCUCUGACAUUGACUGUGAGAAGCUGGAGAGGCGCUUCAGGGCCUUGCGCUUCACUGUCCUGACCCGGCGGGAUCUGAAAGCUCAGGAAAUGGUGUUGGAGCUGCUGAAGCUGUCUCGGCAGGACCACAGUGCUUUGGCCUGCUGCAUUGUGGUGAUCCUCUCCCAUGGCUGUCAGACGAGCCAUAUUCAGUUUCCUGGAGGCGUUUAUGGAACGGAUGGAAAACCCAUUCCCAUAGAAAAGAUUGUGAACUAUUUCAAUGGGUCCAAUUGCCUGAGUUUGAGAGGAAAACCCAAACUGUUCUUCAUCCAGGCCUGUGGUGGAGAACAAAGGGAUCAAGGCUUUGUAGUGGAUUGUGAUUCCCCUGAAGAGGAAGCUCCUGGAGGUUCCUUGGAAUCGGACGCGACCCCGUUUCUGGUUUCAUCAGAUAACAUGGAUGAGCCUGAUGCCAUUGCCAGUUUGCCCACACCUAGUGACAUCUUGGUUUCCUACUCAACUUUUCCAGGUUUUGUCUCCUGGAGGGAGAAGUCAAGUGGCUCGUGGUAUGUGGAAACACUGGACAGUGUGCUGGAGCAGUAUGCCCAUUCAGAAGACCUGCUGAGCAUGUUAGUGAGGGUGGCACACGCUGUCUCUGCCAAGGGGAGGUACAAGCAGAUCCCGGGAUGUUUCAAUUUCCUCCGUAAAAAAUUCUUCUUCAUGUGCCGCUGACACAUGGGCUCCGAGCCCCCUGCCAAGCACUGGAGAUUCUUCCUGUGGCUGAAUGAAAUCUGUGCUCACCACGACUUGGUGUCAGUGCUCCCUGUGGAUUUUGUCUGUGUGUCCAGAUGUUUGUCUGGAGAAAUGUGAUCCACGAGCGUUGGCUUUGCCAUGCAGUGGAGAUGAGAGGGAGAUUGUGCUGUGCCAGUGGGAAAUGUGGAUGGAGCAGGAAGUCCCUUUGCUGGAGAACGGAGCCAGAGGAGAGCACUUCUGGCUCACCCUGACACGGCCACACUCGGCCUCAGAGGGUUUUUCUUUGCUGAUCAUGGUAUUUGUGUCCUGUGCUGUCCAGGUAACUGAUUGAGGGGACCAGGGUCUGAUGUUCAAGUGAAAUGGGAUGAGUUUUGCAGUCAGUGUUUCUAAUAAAUGCAAUUAAAGAGCAAAUCUUUAGCUGUAUUCCCUUGUCUGUUCCAUCUCCUCAUUGCCA